AUGGUCGUGCACAUCCAGGUCCUGAGUGUGCAGUCGAUUGAGACUGCACCAAGCCUCCUCUUGGCCACUGAAUCCCGUCGCUUCCUAUUCAAUGUCGGUGAAGGCACUCAACGCUUAUGCAUGGAGCACCACAUCCGUCUAGCCAAGCUCCAGGACGUGUUUCUGACCGAGUUGCGGUGUCAUACAAUCGGAGGUCUCCCCGGUAUGGUGCUCACUGUCUCGGACACGGGCAAGACUGGGUUACGUGUGCACGGCCCUCCCGAUCUUCAAAAGUACCUGAAAGCUACUCGUCACUUCUUGUAUCGUCCUCAUUUCAAGUUAGAAGCAGCUGAAGUGAUGCCGAGUUCAAGCGAAGGUGACCGGAUAGCACCUCCAUCGAGCUGCUAUGAAGACAACGAGGUGCUGGUGUACGCGGUGGCUGUAGCCAAAGCUCAAAUUGGAGCCAAACGGAAGCUCAACGAGACUCUGUUGCCUGCAGACAGUGACACGACAAACAAACACGUGAGUGUCAGUUACGUCAUUGAGACGAGGACGCAGCGUGGCAAGUUCUUGGUGGACCGAGCACUGGCGCUGGGUGUACCGAAGGGAAAGUUGUUUGGCCAACUGCAUCAAGGGAAGGACGUGACGCUGCCUGAUGGUCGCGUCGUCAAGUCGAUUGACUGUGUUCAGCCUUCAGGGCCUGCUGCAGCUUGUGUGAUCUUGAGCUGUCCGACGACAGCGCAUGUAGAUGCGCUCGUGAGUAGUCAUGGGUUCCAUCGGUACCGAAAGAUGGCAGAUAUGCAGUGUGCUGCAGUGCAGGUGGAUGUGAUUUUCCAUACUGGAAGUCACGAAGUACUGCAUCAUCCCAAAUAUGCCAUGUGGGUCCGAAGCUUUGGGGACCAAGCACGACACGUGCUGCUUGGGCAUAGCGCCUGUGCACAGAAGACAGUGCACCGCGCUUCAGCAAAAUUGCAGGCACAGAUGCACGCAGUUUUGCCCCGUUCUUUUCCGUCAAAUGAGAUGCACGAAUUGAGAGAUGCUGCGGUGUGUUUCUCACGUGCUGUGCCCGAUAUCUCAUCGCUGGAACUCACUGGAACGACGUCCGGUAACACCACAAUGGAACACCUUGAGCCUGCAACAUCGAAAGUGGUGCUUGGCGAGAGCAUGUUGAAGUUCGUGCUAGCUCCUCAAGCUCGUCGUGGCUUUGAUGCGUCCGAUUGCUGGCCACGUCUUGAUUUUGACCAGAUUCGCGAAAGCGUUAGCCCGGUCGUGGAUUUUGUGGCAAAGGCGUCUUUGACUUCAGAGACUGAUCGCCGGCUGGACGAUGACCUCAUCGAUGGUCGAAUCACGUUUCUUGGCACGGGCUGCGCUAUUCCUUCAAAGUAUCGCAACGUCACGGGCAUGUAUCUUGAGCUCCCGAGUGGCAAGCAAGAAGACGGCACAGACACGAGUUGGGCUGGCUUGAUGCUCGAUUGCGGUGAAGGAAGUGUAGGGCAAAUGUACCGAUACGUUGGUGGCGAUGAGAAGCGACUGCAGGAGCUGGUUGACCGCCUCAAAUGUGUCUGGAUUUCACACAACCACGCUGAUCAUCACUUGGGUUUGCUGCAAUUGCUGAGCCAUCGCGCUGACGAAACAAGCUCGGAACCGUUGCUUGUGAUCGGGCCGAUGGCACUGGGCUUUUGGCUUGAAGAGUACGCAGCAAUCGAUCCCGUGGUGCAAGGCAAGUUUUCCUUCGUCGAGAGCUACAGCUUUGAUGCGAAUGACUCGCGCAGUGAGGAAGUUGACACGCAUGUUGAAGCAGCCCGAGUUCGCGCUUGGCUGCGUGAAACACUGAACAUUUCGCAGUUUGAGUGCGUCCCCGUGAAGCACGCAAUGCAGUCGUAUGCUGCGGUCUUGACUUUCAUCGACGGCUCGAAGUUGGCCUUCUCUGGUGAUUGUCGACCCAGCGAUGAGUUGGCACAAAAAGCGAUGGGAGCGUUCUUGAUCGUGCACGAGGCUACGUUUGAAGACGACUUGAGCAAGGAGGCCAAAGAUAAAGCGCACAGCACUAUCGCUGAAGCUAUCCAAGUUGGUCGUCAAGCGAAAGCCCGUCAUUUGAUGCUCACACACUUCAGCCAGCGAUACCCGAAGUCGGCUGUGGUUUCCAGCUCGUGCAAUGAAUGCGAUGGGGAUGAAGCUCCUCCCAUGGAAGUGCUCACUGCUGUCGACAUGCUAUCGUUGCGAUUCCGCGAACUUCGACAACCGCAUUUGGUCCAAGUGUGUUCGCAGCUGAUGACGCCGGAGGAUGAAGCACAGGUUGACGUCGAGUCCGCGGCUAGUCUCACUACACCACAAAAGAAGUGCAAGGAGAAGAAAGCACAACAGAGUACCGAACGCACCGAGCAGUAG
Molecule: messenger RNA, 2367 nt
Organism: Peronospora matthiolae
Lineage: Eukaryota; Oomycota; Peronosporomycetes; Peronosporales; Peronosporaceae
Source: the annotation of a GenBank genome assembly